Athene cunicularia (burrowing owl) is the source of this 7079-nucleotide messenger RNA. RefSeq names its product FERM domain containing 4A (gene FRMD4A). NCBI's taxonomy places the organism in Eukaryota, Metazoa, Chordata, Aves, Strigiformes, Strigidae. The transcript has 24 exons. Gene Ontology annotation, biological process: establishment of epithelial cell polarity. Bases 381 to 3518 code for a protein of 1045 amino acids. Gene Ontology annotation, cellular component: cytoskeleton; bicellular tight junction; adherens junction. The record is from RefSeq and is a predicted model, not a curated record.
CUGACCUGGUUACCAUCUGUAGCAACAAGAAGCAAGCUUGACAUUUUUGGAACAUUCUCCCCAGAAGCUUAAUUCUUCCACCUCUGUGGCAUAUCAAUCCUGCUGAGCAAACUACACCGAGAAACAGAAGGAAGCUAAAGAUACGCUGCUUGAAGCAUGUUGUUAAGGUUACAAGGCUUGGGUUUUCCUCCCCCCCCCCCCCCCUUCCUUCUUUCAAACAAGCCACAUCUUGACUCAUAUGGUCUGAUGUGAAAACCCACUCAGCUAUUUGAUAGUUGGGAAAUCUAGAUGAGACUGUAAGUUAUUUCAAAGGAAGCCUGUUUAUGCUGUGAACUCUCUUUCACACACACGCACACACACACACGAGUUAGCUCUGCACUAUGGUAGUACAGACAGCUGUGACUCCGGGUAGGACCCGAAGACUUUUAUUCAAAAUACCAUAUGGAUCACUGAGGAGACGCAGUGUGGAAAGGAUGACGGAGGGCCGCAGAUGCCAAGUGCACCUGCUUGAUGACAGGAAGCUGGAGCUCCUCGUUCAGCCAAAGCUUUUGGCCAAGGAGUUGCUUGACUUGGUGGCAUCUCAUUUCAACCUGAAGGAGAAGGAGUACUUCGGAAUUGCAUUCACAGAUGAAACGGGACACUUGAACUGGCUUCAGCUGGACCGCCGGGUGCUGGAACAUGACUUCCCCAAAAAGUCAGGACCCGUUGUUUUGUACUUUUGUGUCAGGUUCUACAUUGAAAGCAUCUCCUAUCUAAAGGACAAUGCCACCAUUGAGCUGUUUUUCUUGAAUGCCAAGUCCUGCAUCUAUAAGGAACUCAUUGAGGUUGACAGUGAAGUGGUGUUUGAACUGGCUGCAUACAUCUUGCAGGAGGCAAAGGGAGAUUUUUCAAGCAAUGAAGUUGUAAGGAAUGAAUUAAAGAAGCUGCCGGCCCUGCCAACGCCAGCGCUGAAGGAGCAUCCUUCCCUCGCUUACUGUGAGGAUCGAGUCAUUGAACAUUACAAGAAGCUAAAUGGUCAGACAAGAGGUCAAGCAAUUGUGAAUUACAUGAGCAUUGUAGAAUCCCUCCCCACAUAUGGAGUGCAUUAUUACGCAGUAAAGGACAAGCAGGGAAUUCCUUGGUGGUUAGGACUUAGCUACAAGGGGAUUUUUCAAUAUGACUACCAUGACAAAGUGAAACCAAGAAAGAUCUUCCAAUGGAGGCAGCUGGAGAACCUCUAUUUCCGCGAGAAGAAGUUCUCGGUGGAGGUGCACGACCCGCGCAGGGCAUCUGUGACCAGGAGGACUUUUGGGCAUAGUGGCAUCGCUGUGCAUACGUGGUACGCCUGUCCAGCACUAAUAAAGUCUAUCUGGGCUAUGGCCAUUAGUCAACAUCAGUUUUACCUGGACAGAAAGCAAAGCAAGUCCAAGAUUCAUGCUGCAAGAAGCCUGAGUGAGAUCGCUAUUGACCUGACUGAAACUGGAACUCUCAAGACCUCAAAGCUGGCCAACAUGGGGAGUAAAGGCAAAAUUAUCAGCGGCAGCAGCGGGAGUCUUCUGUCAUCAGGUUCCCAAGAGUCAGAUAGUUCUCAGUCUGCCAAGAAAGACAUGCUGGCUGCACUGAAAUCCAGGCAAGAAGCAUUGGAAGAGACACUGCGCCAACGCUUGGAUGAGCUAAAGAAACUCUGUCUCCGAGAAGCGGAGCUCACAGGAAAGCUGCCUCGAGAAUACCCCCUAGAUCCUGGGGAGGAGCCACCUAUUGUAAGGAGAAGAAUAGGAACUGCCUUUAAACUGGAUGAGCAGAAAAUCCUGCCUAAGGGAGAGGAGGCAGAGCUGGAGCGCCUGGAGAGGGAGUUUGCCAUUCAGUCCCAGAUCACAGAGGCUGCCCGGCGCCUGGCGAGUGACCCGAACGUCAGCAAAAAGCUGAAGAAACAGAGGAAGACAUCUUACUUGAACGCACUGAAGAAACUGCAGGAGAUCGAAAAUGCCAUCAAUGAGUAUCGCAUUAAAUCUGGAAAGAAGCCAACCCAGAGAGCCUCCCUGAUCAUAGAUGAAGGAAACAUUGCCAGUGAAGACAGCUCCCUCUCGGAUGCCCUUGUUCUCGAGGAUGAGGAUUCUCAGGUCACCAGCACAAUAUCCCCUCUCCAGUCCCCACACAAAGGACUCCCUCCCCGGCCACCCUUGCACAACAGGCCUCCUCCUCCGCAGUCACUGGAAGGCCUCCGCCAAAUGCAUUACCACCGCAACGACUACGACAAGUCCCCCAUCAAACCCAAGAUGUGGAGCGAGUCAUCCUUGGAUGAGCCCUAUGAGAAGGUCAAGAAACGCUCCUCACACAGUCAUUCCAGCAGUCACAAGCGGUUCCCCAGCACUGGGAGCUGUGCUGAGGCAGGAGGGAGCAGCUCACUGCAGAACAGCCCCAUCCGGAGCCUUCCCCACUGGAACUCCCAGUCCAGCAUGCCAUCGACGCCGGAUCUACGGGUACGCAGUCCGCACUACGUCCACUCCACGCGGUCAGUAGACAUCAGCCCAACCAGACUGCACAGCUUAGCUCAGCACUUUAGACAUCGGAGCUCCAGUUUGGAGUCGCAAGGCAAGCUCCUCGGCUCAGAAAAUGAGACAGGGAGCCCUGAUUUCUACACCCCAAGGACUCGUAGCAGUAAUGGCUCUGACCCCAUGGACGACUGCUCUUCCUGCACCAGCCAUUCUAGCUCUGAACACUACUACCCCGCGCAGAUGAACCCCAACUACUCCACCCUGGCAGAGGACUCCCCGUCGAAAGCCAGAGAGCGGCAGAGGCAAAGGCACAAAUCAGCAGGCAACCUGGUCUCUUCCAAUUCUGGGAGCAUGCCCAACCUGGCUGCGAGGAACGGGACUGGACACCACCGUGUCUACCUGCACAGCCAGAGCCAGCCCUCCUCCCAGUACAGGAUCAAAGAGUAUCCCCUAUACAUUGAGGGCAGCUCCACACCCGUGGUGGUGCGGAGCCUGGAGAAUGACCAGGAGGGACACUACAGCGUGAAAGCACAAUUCAAAACCUCCAACUCCUACACAGCGGGGGGGAUGUUUAAGGAGAACUGGCACGGGGAUGAAGUGGACUCCGUCAGGCUCACCCCCUCCCGCUCACAAAUCAUAAGGACUCCAUCUCUGGGCAGGGAGGGCCACGAGAAAGGCUCGGGUAGGACUGCCGUGUCGGACGAGCUGCGGCUCUGGUACCAGCGGUCCACGGCCUCCCACAAGGAGCACAGCCGCCUUUCGCACACGAGCUCCACCUCCUCGGACAGCAGCUCCCAGUACAGCACAUCUUCGCAAAGCACCUUUGUGGCACACAGCCGGGUCACAAGAAUGCCUCAGAUGUGUAAAGCAACAUCAGCUGCCUUACCUCACAGCCAGAGGAGUUCAACACCAUCAAGUGAACUAGCAGCCACGCCGCCGGGCAGCCCCCACCACAUUCUCGCAUGGCAGACUGGAGAAGCAACAGACAACUCACCCACUAUGGAUGAGUCUCAGUCUCCAACCCACCAAAGUACUGAUGAAUAGAGGAGCUACAACGAUAGCUGUUUCCUGGAUUCUCCCCUCUAUCCAGAAUUAGCAGAUGUCCAGUGGUAUGGGCAGGAAAAAGCCAAGCCUGGGACUCUAGUGUGAACCCCUGACCUCAAGUGAAUCACAUCAAUGCCAUUCUGAGAUCACCUCACUGCCUCUCAUUUGCCUUACCCAGAUGCACUGUCACCCAGCACCAGCUUCAACUCUAAGCACUUUUCUCACGAUGCAAUUCAAGACAACAUUUACAGAACACUGGCCCCGAGACAUCCACCACGACGGCCGCGGCACAUCCCACUGCCAGACAGGUGUGUGCCCCUCCCACGGGGCAGCGGGUGCAGAUGAGCAGCCACCUUAACAGUCAGCCAGCAAUUUCGAAAUCGAUUUUCCUUUGAAACGAUGGAAGCCCUUCAAGGCUUACAGCAAAUCUUACUGCUGUGCGGCAAGUAACAGCAGUAAGAUUUCCAUGACCUGCGAUCUGAAGCCAACAGAGAAUUGGUUUAAAGUGGGGAGGGAAGGGGGGUAAAAACGGGACAGAGGCUGAGAAAUAAUCCUGAAAGUGCAUUUGUUAUGAAACACUAAAAUCCCAUCACUUCAAAGAUGUGUCAGAACCUCACCAUCAGAUCUGCGCCGCCAAAGAUCACCACACCAAUGUCGUCAGGAUGAGUUUGCUCAGCAAGUUCUAGCUACAAAACAUCUCUCUCAUUUAACUCAAUGGCAGACACGACCACCUCCUGUAAAACAGUAUUUCCUUCUUUGCUUUGAGCCCACCUACACCCAAGUAAAAUAACCCAAUGUGCUGAAGACACUGGAGGUCUGGGCUGGUAUCACAGCAUCGCUGUCUACAAGCUACUGUUAAACUGGACAAACAAGGUUUCCAAAGGCAUUAUCUAAAGCAGAGGCAAGUACUGCUACUCACAGCAUCUCUGUGGCUGGCAGAGGUUGCACACCAAUACAUAGAGAGGUUGGGGUUGUGUUGGUUGUUUUUUAAUACUCUGAUGAAGAUAAAAAUCGCCAAAAAACCUUUCUACAAACAGAGCCAAUAAAUUCUAAUCAAUUUCUGCACAAAGCAUUAAGGUGAAAUCAAAGGGAAAGCACAUCGCAAUCUAAUUGACAAGGUGAAGCUGCUUUAACAUAUCUGUUCCACUCAUCUUCCCUUCGUUAGCACCAGUGUAGCAAAGGGCUUGUCACCGGCGUAAGCUGUGUGGGAGAACCAGUCUGUCAGGAAACAGGAAGGCUCCACAGCGGGGUUGAACAACCAGCAGAUGAGGCAAGUUUUCCCAUUGCAAGAAACGACCACAAGAAGGAGAAGCAACUGAAGCAGGUGUUUAACACAAGUGAGAGCUGCCUGCUGAUACCAAAAGUAAUCAUACGAGAGUGUCAUGGAAGGAGCUGCAAGUUUACACAUACCUUUGAGCAAUGCUUUAUACAUGUCAAGCCAUGGAACUUUAAAAGGCCUCAAAGACACUUUUGUAACGAACAAGUGCACAAUCUAGGUGGAUGUUGAAGCUGGCACAUCUAGUCUUCAUUGCGGUGCUAUGCUGUUUUUAUUGCCACUAGAUGGGGGGAGGUACUCGGCCUUCCCCCGUUUGUGCGUGCAAAUGAUGAUUUCCUAUGGGAAAGGCAUUAAAAGAAACGGCUGGAGGGGGUUACUUUGUGAAAAGCAGAAACUGAAGUUAGCUUUAGUUUAAGAAAAAAAAAAAAAAAAAAGGAAAAAAGUGCGAGUGUGCGUGCGUGUGUGUGUGUGUUCCAGGAAUAACAAUAGCGUCUACCAGACAAAGUAGGGCGAAACGUUUAAAAUUAAACACCGCAACUUGGGGGGCUGCCACACCUUUUGGUAUUAAGAUUGCUGGAAAACUGCAUUCCAGGCUUUAAAAGAGAAUGGGUUCUGCAUAAUUCGGCUUGGAAAGAUGAUGGGGUUUCUAAAAAUUAAUGCAAGCGCCUCCUGCAAAUACCUUUUUGCAGCACAUACUGGUGUUCGCUCCGGUUCUCUGCGCCUGCCUGCUGUGUUCACACGUGAAGCAUAAAUGAAUUAUCCCUCUGGGAAGAGGGGAAAAAAAAAAAAAAAGCAGCAUACUUUUUUUUACACUGGGGAGGGGGUUUUAAACGCCCUCCACCAAGGAUCACGGCAGGAGUACAACCCCCUGCGGCAGUCACCGGAGCCUCGUCACAGAGUGCUGGAAGGACAGACAGCAGUGAGACUGCACCCUUGAUCUGGAUGUGCACAAUGUGGUUCUCACCAUCUCUUUGUGCUUUGGGGUCUUUAACAUGGGAAUUAUUUCAAGCUCCUAAUUGGAUUUUUAGCUGGAUAAGAGAUAGCACUGAUUAGUGACACUUACUGAUAAGAUUCAGUAGCUAAAGUGAAAGGAUUAAAUAAGGUUCAAAUUAAGCAGCAGCAAGUAAUUUAGCCCACGGAUUUUUAGGGGCUCUGAGCAACUGUCUGUUUUCUUUUUAAUUUCCCUGGUAAGUGGUUUUGGGUUGGUUUUUUUUCCCGUGUACCUUCUUUUAAUUAAAAAGAAUUCAACAACAGCGGCACUAUGAGGCCUCUGGGCACUACAGGAAGAAACAUUAAUUCCUCCAAGACCAGAUCUGCAGUUUUGCAGCAAAGGUUAAAAGGUGGCAGCCCUGAAAUUAGGAAAAAAGAAAAUAAUUUUUAAAAAUAAAUGGUUAGCCUGAAUUGCAAACAGGCUGGAGUAGAGAAAAAGCUUUCUAGAAAUGGAUUGAGUUUUGCUUUGUGUUCUGCUUUUCUGUUUUGCAAUCAAGGCACACGUGAGCAGCCAGUCUGGUAGUAAAGACAGAUUAAGUAAAACAGGUUUUACUGUUUAGCUCAAUUCAAUUAAACACAAAUGUACAUAAAAUGUUAAUCAUAUGAGAUUAACAUAUUUAAGUAUAACGCGGAGGGGUAUAUACAUAGCUAUUAUAUACAAGCACUUGACUACCAACUUAACCCCUCCUUUACUUUUUUAUUUUUCAAGGCUCCAUCUGACAUAAAGCCACAAUUGCGUUCUUAGUCUACAUGUCUGACGCUCCCUCUGUUUAGCCAGGAGCCAGGUGUACGGUCCAUGCACCGGGCUGUGCUGGGAGGCAGGGUUUAUUUUUAAAUGAUAUUAUAUGCAGUUGAGUGUUGAAAAUGUUGAAACAGUCCAAUUUGUUUUCACUCUGUAUUAGUUUUAGUUUCAGGCAUAGCCGAUCCCCAUUCAGGUGCUAUCAGAUGACCAGUUACUGCUUAGUUAACUAGAUGUAAAGUUUUACAUAUAUAUUAAUGUCAAUAGUUUUAUUACAAGUUGUGUAAAAUGGACUCUCUAGUUUAAAAAAAGAAAAAAAAAAAAAGGAAGAAAAAAAUUAGGUCUCUCCUGAAAUUGACUUUAGAGCAUGGAAGAUGAUUUUACUGGAUUCUGUUCAACUGUAAUCAAGGAAAAAAUAUGUAUGUUGUAGAAAAAGUUGCAGAAUUAAAAAAGAUCUGCUUUUAAUUUAUUCUUUUUGUAUUAAGAAUUUGUAUAGUUACCUUUACAUUUUGCAAAACGGUGUUGUCAACACUUCCUUAUUAAAGCAUUUUCAAAA